AUGAGUCUUAAGAACGAAAAAAAUGGCAGCAGCGAUGCCCCCGACUACAAAUCGGGCACGGUCGAUCCCGCGGCCGGCCAGCAGUUCGCUGUUGAUAACCCAGAGGCCGGGGCGACUAAUCCCCUCCAUAAAAACCUCAAGGGCAGGCACAUGCAGAUGAUUGCCAUUGGUGGUGCAAUUGGCGCUGGCCUGUUUAUCGGUUCCGGAACUGCUUUUCAGACUGGUGGACCUGCUUCUGUUUUUCUUGGUUUCCUAAUUGUUGGCGUCAUGGCCCUCGCAGAAAUGACUGUCCUGUAUCCGAUCAACGGUGCCUUCACCAUGUACAUCUGCCGCUUCGUUGAUCCCUCCUUUGGGUGGGCGUGCGGCAUCGAGUACGCCAUCAGCUGGCUGACUGUCCUUCCCUUCGAGAUCUCCGCUGCUUGCAACAUGAUACAUUUCUGGCCAGGUUCGCACGGUAUUAACAACAGUGCUUGGAUCGUCCCGCUACUUGUAGCCUUGGUGGUCAUUCAAUUCUUUGGCGUCAGGGGAUACGGCGAGGUCGAAUUUGUUCUCAGUUUGAUGAAGAUACUCGCUUGCAUAGGCUUUAUCAUCCUGGGAAUAAUAAUCAACUGUGGUGGCGUUCCAACAGACGACAGAGGCUACAUCGGUGGAAGAUACUGGAACGAUCCUUACAGCGCAUUCCUCAAUGGCUUCCACGGCUUCUGCAGCGUCUUCGUCACUGCAGCGUUUGCCUACACUGGCACCGAGCUGACAGGACUGGCUGCUGCGGAAACAGCCAAUCCAAAGAAGGAGAUUCCGAAGGCCUCGAAUCAGGUCGCAUGGCGAAUCGGUAUCUUUUACGUCGUCAACCUUCUUCUUGUUGGACUCAUCGUACCGGCAAACAGUCCCCUGUACGGCAGUGCGACUACCGCUUCGCAAGGGUCGCCUUUUGUCAUUGCAAUUGAGCUUGCUGGCAUCAAGGUCCUGCCGUCGAUUUUUAACGCCGUUAUCCUGAUCGCCGUUAUGAGUGUUGCUAACUCGUGCACCUUUGGCUCGACUCGAACGCUCCAGGCUCUAGCUGCAAAUGGAAUGUUCCCAAAGAAAAUGGCCUACGUUGACAAAAAGGGUCGUCCUAUUCCCGUGGUCAUUCUUCAGCUUCUCUUCGGGCUGCUAGCAUUCAUCAACCUGGCGCAUAAUGGUGGUACGAUCUUCAAUUGGCUCCUGUCACUGUCGGGUCUUACCAUCCUCUUCGUGUACGGUGGCAUCGCUCUGGCUCAUAUCCGCUUCCGCAAGGCCUGGGCCAUGAACGGUCAUACCUUGGACGAGCUUCCUUACAAGGCCAAUUGCGGCGUCUGGGGUUCCUGGAUAUGCUUGCUUGUCUGCGUUCUUGCUCUGAUCGCCCAGUUCUACGUCGCGCUUUAUCCUAUUGGCGGUCCUAACCUGGAUGCAACAAACUUUUUCCAGCUCUACCUUGCCGGUCCGCUACUGAUUUUCCUCUACUUAGUCUGGAAGGGCUACAGCUGGAUCUAUGUGCCAGAACACCGCCCAUUGUUCAUCAGAACAAAGGACAUCGAUAUCUACACAGGCAUGAGGGACAUCAGUGCUGUAGGUACCUCUGCAGAAGGAGACGAAAGGCACCAGGGAGGUGCUGUGGCAUACGUUAAGAACGCUGUCCGAAACAUUAUUUAA
Fusarium mangiferae is the source of this 1668-nucleotide messenger RNA. Its product is annotated as putative GAP1-General amino acid permease. The transcript has 8 exons. Gene Ontology annotation, molecular function: amino acid transmembrane transporter activity. The record is from RefSeq and is a predicted model, not a curated record. Gene Ontology annotation, cellular component: membrane. The coding region runs from base 1 to 1668 and encodes 555 amino acids. Gene Ontology annotation, biological process: amino acid transmembrane transport. NCBI's taxonomy places the organism in Eukaryota, Fungi, Ascomycota, Sordariomycetes, Hypocreales, Nectriaceae.